Molecule: messenger RNA, 6593 nt
Organism: Clupea harengus (Atlantic herring)
Lineage: Eukaryota; Metazoa; Chordata; Actinopteri; Clupeiformes; Clupeidae
Gene: cdh7a
Product: cadherin 7a
Biological process (GO): multicellular organism development; cell morphogenesis; homophilic cell-cell adhesion
Cellular component (GO): plasma membrane; catenin complex; adherens junction
Molecular function (GO): calcium ion binding; beta-catenin binding; cadherin binding
Source: RefSeq, a predicted model, not a curated record
UUUUUAACCAGUCUCAUGCUAUAUUUCUCCUUAUGUUCCAGUAAUGAAUAAUUCGUAUCAAGUAGUAAUAGCAAAAAGGUCUGAGAAACAAGUCGUGGAAAGCGACCUGGACAGAACACCUUUUAUUAGGUGACUGAAGUGAGCACCACCCCUUUCCAAAUCCAUUCAGUUGCGUUACCAGCUGAGUCAAGAGGGCACACUGAUGGACACAGAGCUGAGGAUGCAAGUGCAAACUGUGCUGUAGUGCUGGAGAGGUGAAAAAAAAAGUGUCGCAACAUUUCCCCCUAAUACUGUUCUUCAUAAGUUUUUGGAGAGAUCUGAGUAUCUCGGUGUAUCCAGACUGUGAUUCUUCUGAAACGCCCUCGAUAGUACGCGGUAGUUCCAUCAGCCUGCAUUUUGCUGCAGCUGCGACUCCUCAAUGAAGCUCAUUGUAACGACAACACGUUGUUAGGGCAGCCGAGCCGAGUGAGCAGCGCAGUGAAUGUAAUCACACUGAGCGGAGAACGGAGCUGCGUGUCGGUGGCAUCGUCCGGCUGUGCGAGAGCAGGGCAGACGAGUUCUAACGAGCGACACGGUGAGAAGACAGCAGCUCUGUGACAGUGACGUAUGCUCUUCAUGCUGGGUGCUGUGGAGUCCGAUCAAGCCCACCAUUUGAUUCCAGACUGGAACUUUGUGAGAGACACAGAAAAGCCCGAGUCAAACUUGGAACAGUGCCUGUGCUGAGCUUCUUCCAGACACUGCUGGAUUUCUAUUUUGUCCCAAGCGAUUCGCAGACUACUUCUUUUUUUCGAAUUUCAUUUCAUUUUGUUUCUUUUUAUUUCACACUUGUCCAAAUGAAGCCAGACAGGCCCCUUAUCUGGAGUGUGAUCAGCCAGACAACCCUACUGUUGGUAGCCCAGUGGGAGCUGGGAUGCUCUGGGAUGACUCUAAAUGCGGUUCCUCUCCCACGGGCCCCUCGCCUGUCCCACGGGGCCGGCGCCGGAGCGCUGGCCCACAGGCAGAAGCGCAGCUGGGUGUGGAAUCAAUUCUUUGUCCUGGAGGAGUUCACAGGUGAUGAACCGCUCUACGUUGGCAAGCUGCACUCUGAUGUGGACAAAGGCGAGGGGAAGGUGAAGUACGUGCUCAUGGGGGAGGGCGCCAGCUCCAUCUUCACCAUCGACGAGGACACGGGAGACAUCCACGCCAUCAAGCGCCUCGACCGCGAGGAGCAGGCCUACUACACGCUGCGGGCUCAGGCGGUAGACUACGGGACCAGCAGACCCGUAGAGCCCGAGUCAGAGUUUGUCAUCAAGGUCCAGGACAUAAACGACAAUGAGCCAAAGUUCCUGGACGGACCGUACAAUACCAGAGUGCCAGAGAUGUCCCCUGUUGGCACAUCUGUGGUCCAAGUGGUGGCAACAGAUGCAGAUGACCCCACAUAUGGGAACAGCGCUCGAGUGGUUUACAGCAUUCUGGAAGGACAGCCGUACUUCUCUGUGGACCCCAAAACAGGGGUCAUCAGGACAGCCCUUCCUAACAUGGACCGGGAGGCACGGGACCAGUACCUGCUGGUCAUCCAGGCCAAGGACAUGGUGGGACAGAUGGGCGGGCUCUCCGGCACCACGUCUGUGACGGUGACUCUGUCGGAUGUGAAUGACAACCCACCGCGCUUCUCCCGCAAAUCCUAUCAGUUUUCGGUGCCAGAGUCUCUGCCCGUAGCAUCAGUGGUGGCCAAGAUAAAGGCCCUGGACUCCGACGUGGGCCCAAACGCGGAGAUGGAGUACAGAAUUAUAGAUGGCGAUGGCCUUGGGAUGUUCAGGGUCUCCACUGACAAAGACACACAGGAGGGCAUCAUCACUCUACUUAAGAACUUGGAUUUUGAGACUAAAACCACCUACUCCCUGAGGAUUGAAGCAUCCAAUCGACAUCCGGACAGCAGGUUCCUGAGCCAAGGGAUGUUCAGCGACACAGCGAUGGUUCGGUUAAUUGUGGAGAACGUGGAUGAGCCACCAGUGUUCUCCUCAUCACUUAGCAAGAUGGUGGUCUCCGAGGCCGCCAAGGUUGGAACCAUAGUUGGGACUGUGUCAGCCAAUGACCCAGAUUCUACUAACAGUCCCAUUAGGUAUUCAAUAGACCGCAACACGGACCUGGAACGCUUCUUCAACAUUGAGGCAACAACUGGAAUUAUCAGCACUGCUAAGUCGCUGGACAGAGAGGUCAACGCAGUGCACAACAUUACCAUCCUGGCCAUCGAAAGCCUGGACCCGGCUCAAGUUGGAAAAGGAGUGGCCCUGAUUACAGUGAUGGACAUCAAUGACAACGCCCCCGUCUUUGCCAUUGAAUAUGAGACUUUCUUGUGCGAGGGCUCCAGCCCUGCUCAGGUGAUCGAAACCAUAAGCGCAGUGGAUCGAGACGAACCACCCAGCGGACAUCGCUUCUUCUUCUCUCUUGCUGCUGAGGCUGCUGGCAACCUGAACUUCACCUUGAGAGAUAAUAAAGACAACACAGCCUCCAUCUUGACCAAGCGCACCGGCUUCCAGCGGAGGCAGCAGUCUAUGUACCGGCUGCCGGUGCUCAUCGUGGACAGCGGGACGCCGGCCCUGAGCAGCACCAACACCCUCUCCAUCCGCGUGUGCGAGUGCGACGGGGACGGCUCUCCCCAGUCCUGUGGGACAGAAGCCUUCAUGCUGUCAGCCGGCCUCAGCACCGGCGCUCUCAUCGCCAUCCUGGCGUGCAUCCUCACCCUGCUGGUGCUGGUGUUGCUAAUUGUGAUGAUGCGGCGGCGGAAGAAGGAGCCGUUGAUCCUGGACGAGGACCGGGACGUGCGGGAGAACAUUGUGCGCUACGACGACGAGGGCGGCGGCGAGGAGGACACGGAGGCCUUCGACAUGGUGGCCCUCCGCAACCUGAACGUGGUGCGCGACAGCAAGUCCCGCCGAGACGUCACCCCUGAGGUGACGACGCUGUACGCGCCGCGGCCCCCGCCCUACAAGGCCGUCCCGGCAGAUAACAACGGCAUCUUCCGGGAGUUCAUCUGGGACCGGCUGAAGGAGGCGGACGUGGACCCCACAGCGCCUCCGUACGACUCCCUGCAGACAUACGCCUUCGAGGGCAGCGGCUCGGUGGCCGAGUCCCUCAGCACCCUGGAGUCCCUGAGCACAGACUCGGACCAGAACUAUGACUACCUCAGCGACUGGGGACCGCGCUUCAGGAAGCUGGCUGACUUGUAUGGUCACACUGAUGGCAGUAAUAUAUUCUCCUCCUAGCUGGGGGUUGUGUCUAGGGUUUUUUCUUCUUUUUUUUUUUAAGUCCUUUCUGCCUGACCUUCAACAUGAAGCUGAAGCUGAAGGAGAAGAAGAACGGUUCAGAUGGGAAUGAGAAUAUUAUGAAUAUUUCAACUUAUUGUGGAACAAAAAUCUGUCUCAGUGUCGAAAUCCAACAAGCACACAAGAGAUAUACGUGGGAGUGAUAUAGGAAGACCCUUUUUUGAGCACUUCAGGGCUUUUGUCAUGGCCUGACUAUUAACAACAAUAAUUUCACAGAAAAGGGACAACGGACUUUGGAUUUUGUUUAUAUAUGAAACACUUGAAAAUAACAUGAAAAUGGAAGAACUUUGUGCACAAUUGAAGCUAAGUGUCACAUCUAUCAAAGAACCUUUCAAUGGAGUGAGGUGCACUGCAGCACAUUACUUUCAUCUGGAAGGGAUGUACUUGAGUCCUCUGGUCCAUAGUCCUGUGGUGACCAAAACAAAAACUGUGCCACCUGCCAGUCCAGUGGUCUUGCCGUAACGCCCUCCUCAGUCCGUAUCAGUGUCUCUUUAUUUCCACAAGUAUUUCAAUCAUUUGUGGAUCUUUGCUUCUUGAAAAAAAAAUAGGUAUCGCAAAUGAUAAAUUAUACAACUGAACUGUCUUAACAAGAUGUUGUCAUCCCAACACUGCUCCCUAAACAGGCCUUUUACAAGAAUCACAGCCGGGGCUGUCAGGCUACAUGUUUAAAGGCUAAAGCUCCAGCGGAGGCUUUAAUGUUGCUCAAGGUGUUCUUAAGUCUCCCACCAUUACUGCAGAUUAAGCAAAGACCAGCCUCUUGCUGGGGGAGUUACGGUAGGGGGGCGCCAUGCAACAUGCAGCGGCAUGCAUCAAAACAUGGUUCCGAGGACUGCCUCCCCGGUUCUCUAAUGAAUGAUAUGGUGGCACUGAAAGACCCUGAUACCGUUUCCUACAGGUGUGUUUCUGGAAUGGAGAGCUGGAACGGGUGGCUUGUGUGUGUGUGUGUGUGUGGGGGGGAGGGGCUGUAGGUUUGGAGCGCUGUCUGAGAGGAUUGCUUGGUGUCAUGUUGGGCUUUCUUUGUAAGGCUGCUUCACUAGACUCUGUGCUGAGUAAACAGUGGAAUAUGUUGAAUAUAGUUAUGAGUAUAGUUUUUAUUUCUAAAAAAUAAAUGUAAUAUCGAGCAGCCGAGAGCAGCUAAGCUGUCUGUAAUGAGUGCAUUCAGUUCCAGUUUUUCUUUUCUCUGAAAUAUUGAUAUGGAGUCAGAGGGUAUUUUUGAUUUACAAUAAAAACAGUAUUUAUAAAAUCCUCAAAGGGAAUAUCUUCAUAUGUAGAAUGUAAGAAGUGGCCGUAAAAAAUAUUGCCUGACGAAUAGUGGACAGAGACUUUCACUGGCUCAUCUUUUUAAAAUCUCCUAAUGGAUAAUAUUAUUAAUAUACUGUCCCAGCAGUCAUUGAAAUAUGACCCUAUGCAUAAGUAUAUUGGGUACUUAGAUAUUUUCUAUGAAGUCAUGCUUUUGAAGUGAGUGCACAACCAGUGAAUUCACUGGUGUAAGCAACCACUGAGUUUGAUGAAUGGGGUGAGCCAUGUCCGAUGCUUAAAAGGCCUUAGCUAAAUUAACCCCUGAAAGCGAUUUGAUGGAUGAUUCUGCUGUGUUACAGAGCAUAAACAUACAUCCACAAACAUGCUCGCAGAGGUGAACAUGGCUCAACUCCCAGCUCUGGUUUGAAAUACAAGGACAGAGAUGAAAUUCAAGCUGUUUGCUUAUAGACACGUAGUAUCUCUCAAGCAAAAUAAUAAAAUGCUUUGCUUUCAUAGUCAUGUUGAAAACUGUCAGUCGUGUCAAUUCCAUCAAGUGUAUUGCGCUGAGAAAGGCUUUUUAGGGAUUCAUUCUCUGCUGGGCUUUAAAUACAUGCAGAGCAAACAUUCUAGUGCUAUUAAAGAAUGCUUUUGACCUCGACAGCACUGUUUGUGUCUCAGACCCCGAGGCAUUAGCUCAUUUCUUGACAAAAAAGUAUUUAUUUUACGCUUCAAGUUCAUUUCUGAAUGUGCAAGUGUGAACCACGGGUGAACCACACCUAAGAUUUGUGUGUCUGUACAAUUCAGACAAACACUUUGGAACUUAAAAACAUUCAAAGUUAUUAUGUCGCCAUUAUUGCUAUCCUUGUUAUUCCUGCAUUCAUUAUCUUUGACAGAAAGUGCAUCUCACUCCAUUGCCGAUGCUUCUCCUUAAUGAGCGCCAAUGAUAAUGUAGUCAUUUCACAACCACAGUGGGGAUAAUGAAGAUUGAGGAUAUUGUCAGUGAAAGUCUGGGAAUGUCCUCAUGUUGUAAAGCAAAUGUAAUUAUUUGUUAACUGGCUCCUCUAAAUGAAAACUAAAAGGGCAAUCGAAAUCUCAUUAGAUUUUGGCACUAAGUAAUAAUAAAUACCAUUUCAAUUAAGGGAAUUGCCGAGGAUUAGCCGCAGUAAGCAGACACAGCAAACUAAGAGGGGGCUUCCCCUUGGGGCGGAAGGACCAGACCCAAAAUAUCCUUGCAGGGAGACAUUUACAGCCACUUAAUAAUCACAUGCACAGUCCAUCAACUAUGGCGCUUACUUAGAGGCACGGGUCUCUUUAAAAGGCCGAGAGGUUUGCCAUGAGACAUCGCACUGCAACUAAUUAACCCCCAUCAUGCUGUUCUUGACUUUGAGAACAUGCCACAUUUUUCCUCUUUUUGUUUCCAGCCGGACCAGUGGUCCUGAAUCACGCAUGCACAGAGUUGAAAAUGACAACACGUCACUUGGAAAGAUCGCUCCACACUUUGACUUUGUGUCGCGGCGGACACAGUGUCCUGCCACAGGGGGAUCAGUCAGACCAGCUCUCUGUCUCAAUCCACAUCAAAACCCCCCAUCUACACUCACCAUGGCUUUCCUAAACAGACAGUUCACACAUCAGUAACUGAUGUUGGAGAAAAAGUAGGGAGACGGGCAGUCACUGGCAGAGGUGACAGUGAGGACUUCAACCUUAGUAUUUUGUCAAAAAUGUAUAAUGUACAGUGUUAUUUUCUUGUUUUUUUUGUAUUGUUCCUGAAUUGAGAUUGUUGCUUAUGUUCUGGUAGCUUGUGUGUCCCUGGAGAUCUUAAGUGGCCUUUCCUGUUCCAGCAGAGGAGACAGAAGACCUGAAUGGAGGGAGAGCAGAGCGUCAACCCCUCAGCCAGGCAGACAAUCAGUGCCCCAGGUUCAAAAAGCUCCGCAAGUUUGGGCAGAGAGGGAAAGAAACAAUUUUUGUACAGGACAUUUCCAAAAAUAAAAAAAAAUAAAAAAAUUGCUCUUGACUGAAAGUCAUAUGUAUAAUUUUCAAUAAAGAAAUAAA